Messenger RNA from Thlaspi arvense, 1266 nucleotides. Lineage: Eukaryota; Viridiplantae; Streptophyta; Magnoliopsida; Brassicales; Brassicaceae. The record is from the annotation of a GenBank genome assembly.
AUGACAACGUUACUCUCCUCUUGUCUUCUCUCUUUCCUCGUCUUCUUCCCAACCUUCACGUUUUCCACCAUAUUGUUUCAGGGUUUCAAAUGGGAAUCAUGGACGAAAGAAGGAGGAUUCUACAAUUCUCUCCACAACUCCAUCGACGACCUUAGCAACUCUGGAAUCACUCAUAUUUGGCUUCCUCCUCCUUCUCAAUCCGUUUCUCCUGAAGGAUACUUGCCGGGAAAGCUAUACGAUUUGGACAGCUCCAAAUACGGUUCAGAGACGGAACUUAAAUCCCUAAUCGCAGCACUGAAUCAAAAAGGAAUAAAAUCUGUGGCUGAUAUUGUGAUUAACCACAGAACCGGCGCGAGGAAAGACGAUCGCUGUGGGUAUUGUUUCUUCGAAGGUGGGACUAACGAUGGUCGUCUUGACUGGGAUCCUUCCUUCGUCUGUAGCAACGAUCCUAACUUUCCCGGCACCGGAAACCCCGACUCCGGACAAGACUUUGGCGGGGCGCCCGACAUCGACCACCUUAACCCUAGGGUUCAAAAGGAGCUGUCGGAAUGGAUGAACUGGCUCAAAUCUGAAAUCGGAUUCAGUGGUUGGAGAUUCGAUUUCGUUCGAGGCUAUGCAACUUCCAGCAGCAAAAUAUACGUUCAGAAUACGUCACCGGAGUUUGCGGUUGGUGAGAAAUGGGACGAUAUGAAGUACCAAGAUGGGAAACUGGAGUACGAUCAGGAGGAGCAUCGAUCGGGUCUAAAGCAAUGGAUCGAGGAAGCAGGUGGUGGUGUGUUGACAGCUUUUGAUUUCACGACCAAAGGGAUCUUACAGUCUGCAGUCCAAGGUGAGCUCUGGAGACUAAAGGACUCGCAGGGAAAGCCGCCUGGUCUCAUCGGAAUCAUGCCCGGAAACGCAGUCACUUUCGUAGAUAACCACGACACUAUCAGACCCAACUCGUGGGCUUUUCCUUCGGACAAAGUCUUGCUUGGAUACGUUUACAUUCUUACUCAUCCAGGCACGCCUUGCAUCUUUUAUAGUCACUACAUGGAAUUGGGUUUCAAAGAUAGUAUCUCGAAGUUGGUGGCAAUCAGGAACAGAAAUGGCAUUGGAAGCACAAGCAGUGUUAUGAUCAAAGCGGCCGAGUCGGAUCUAUACUUGGCUAUGAUUGAUGAAAAGGUUAUCAUGAAGAUUGGGCCAAAGAGGGAUUUGGGAACUCUGGUUCCUUCUAAUUUUGCUUUAGCUUAUUCAGGUCUUGACUGUGCUGUCUGGGAGAAGCAGUGA